CUGCGCACAUGCGCGUUACCGUCUAACCUUCGUGUCACAUGUGUUCUCGUUCUACAUGGUCCUUUUUACCCGUGACCGGACGACUCGUACAACCGCGGUCCGGUUAGGAUCUUCGUCUCAUGCGUGUAAAAUAAUAGGAAGAACGCGAAAUGUCGUUAUCAACGGCGCGACCGCUUAUUACGGUGUACACCGAGAAGAGUGAGCCUUCGGGUGACACGAUUUCCCUGCCGUCUGUCUUCAAGGCACCGAUUCGUCCCGACAUCGUGAAUGUCGUCCAUCAGCUGAUUUCUACGAACAUCAGACAGCCGUACUGCGUUUCUAAAGAGGCUGGUCAUCAGACCUCUGCGGAAUCAUGGGGUACUGGACGUGCUGUGGCUCGUAUACCUCGUGUACGUGGCGGCGGUACUCACCGUUCUGGCCAGGGUGCCUUCGGUAAUAUGUGCCGAGGUGGACGCAUGUUUGCGCCUACUAAGCCAUGGCGACGUUGGCAUCAUCGCGUCAACGUCAAUCAGAAACGUUACGCUCUCGUUUCGGCUAUUGCUGCUUCUGGUGUUCCUGCACUCGUGCAGUCUAAAGGACACUUGAUCCAGGAAGUCCCGGAAUUUCCGCUGGUCGUUUCCGAUAAGAUUCAAGAAUACACGAAAACUAAACAGGCCGUCAUCUUUUUGAGACGUAUCAAGGCUUGGAAUGAUAUCCAAAAGGUGUAUAAGUCUCAACGUUUUCGUGCCGGCAAAGGUAAAAUGCGUAAUCGCCGACGCAUUCAACGACGUGGGCCUUUGAUCGUAUAUGGCCAUGAUCAGGGUAUCCGUAAAGCAUUCCGCAACAUCCCUGGCGUCUCUCUUAUGAACAUCAACAAGAUGAACCUGCUGAAAUUGGCACCUGGUGGCCACGUCGGACGCUUCGUAAUCUGGACAAAAUCCGCUUUCGAGCAAUUGGAUGCUCUUUAUGGAACCUGGCGUAAAGAAUCACAGCUUAAAAAAGGAUAUAACUUGCCGUUCCCUAAAAUGGCCAAUACGGAUCUGUCCCGACUUCUGAAGUCCGAGGAAAUUCGUAAAGUCUUGAGAGCUCCUAGGAAGAAGGUGGUGCGUAGAGUGAAGAAACUGAAUCCAUUGGCUAACACUCGAGCUAUGCUGCGUCUCAACCCGUAUGCUGCAGUUCUGAAACGUGCUGCCAUCCUGACUGCGCAAAAGAGCCAGCGUGAGAAGAAUCUUCUUCUCGCCAAGAAAGAAGGCGUGAACUUAUCAAAAAGAUCGGCAACAUCCAAGACCGUUGCACUUUUAGAAAGGAGAAAAAAGCAACUUGCUGAAUACAAGAAGACGGUGAAAAAGACUCCGAAACCUAAAGCUGAGAAAAAAGUAUCUACUACGAAAGAUACUACGAAAACUAAGAAGCCUGCUCCUGCUAAGCAGUCAGCUAAAAAGUGAACAUCAUACAAAUAUCAACUUAUAAACUUGUAAUUUUUAUUUCUGUCUUGAAAUAAAAGGCAGAAAAUUACAAUUGA
Solenopsis invicta (red fire ant) is the source of this 1501-nucleotide messenger RNA. RefSeq names its product 60S ribosomal protein L4 (gene RpL4). Bases 150 to 1424 code for a protein of 424 amino acids. Gene Ontology annotation, cellular component: ribosome; cytosolic large ribosomal subunit. The transcript is spliced from 8 exons. NCBI's taxonomy places the organism in Eukaryota, Metazoa, Arthropoda, Insecta, Hymenoptera, Formicidae. The record is from RefSeq and is a predicted model, not a curated record. Gene Ontology annotation, molecular function: structural constituent of ribosome; RNA binding. Gene Ontology annotation, biological process: translation.